This is a messenger RNA of Boleophthalmus pectinirostris (great blue-spotted mudskipper), 2820 nucleotides long. RefSeq lists its product as uncharacterized. The record is from RefSeq and is a predicted model, not a curated record. Gene Ontology annotation, molecular function: proton-transporting ATP synthase activity, rotational mechanism. NCBI's taxonomy places the organism in Eukaryota, Metazoa, Chordata, Actinopteri, Gobiiformes, Gobiidae. Gene Ontology annotation, biological process: proton motive force-driven mitochondrial ATP synthesis. The coding region runs from base 1212 to 1823 and encodes 203 amino acids. The transcript is spliced from 4 exons.
CGUUACAGCUUGUGGUAGUUUUAUAAAAUAACAUUCAAUCUCACAUAUUCUUUAUAAUUUUCUCUAAACGGGCGGAAUAGUUGAUUUUUUAUUUUUUUAUUUUUAUUUUUUGUGUGGUAUUUUGGUUCAGGCGGUGCCGGGGCAGCCUGUGGGGGCUUUCCUCUCGCCGCGGACAUGAAAACAACACAAACACGUUCGAACUUUUAUCUCACAUUUCAGACUUUUUUUCUUUAAAUUCUCCGUUUCUUUCACUUUUCUGCUUCAAACAAGUGGAACGAAGAACGAGCUGUGCCGGAAUCAAACAAAAUGAGCUCCGAAGUUUGUCCGUUUUGCGGCAAAUCGUUCAAAAGGUUAAAAAGUCACCUGCCUCACUGUAAAUCUGCUCCUCGACGUGAAGACGCCAAAAUCACGAGUGAAAACCCGACGAAAUCCAACGCCAAACCAGAAAAUUCAUCUCAAAAAUCUCCUCUGGGAAAACAAGACGUCACGUUUUCAGUAGCGCCAAAAACGAACAAGAAAACAAAACUAAAAGUGUCCGAAAAAAUCAAAAUAGCAGCUGAAAUAUCGUCUCCAGUUUCCGUAGAAUCUUCACAACCUUCUUCAACCUCAAAAAGCAAAACGAAAAUUAAUUUACAAACCCAAAAUGAUCAAGAAUCUAUAAGUAAUAAUCCUAAAAAACUUAAUUUAAGACCAAACGCAGAAAUUUUACCAGAAUAUUUUGAAAAACAAGAAAGUAAAUCGUCAAUUGCACCAAAAUCGAGCAAGAAAACAAAACCAAAAUUGACUGAAAAACUCAAACUGUCUCCAAAAACUACAAAAAGUUUUGAAAAUUCACAAACUGCUACUAAAGAAACAAAAACGGAGGAUGUGAAAGACGUUUUGACGAAUAAAACUUUCUCGAAUAACUCAAAAAUCACUCCAAAUAAUGCGGAAAUGAAUUUGAAGGAUAAUUUUUGGCCCGAGGAUCAAAACGGCGUAAAAAUUUUGCCAGAAAUUGAUCCGUGGAAUAAACGAGAAACCAAAAUCACGCUCGAAGGACGUCCGCAGCGCCUUGAGACGAGCGAAACAAAACGGCGGCUCAAAAAAGAUUCAUUUGACCGAUGAAUCCGGUUCGGACGAGAUGAAAUGCGAAACUUUAAAUCAAAAUAAGACUGAAAAAUCAUUGGUAAAAGUUGAGCAGGGAAUCCCGUCGCAAUUAAUGACUUUGAAAAAUGAGUAAAAAUGAAAUCACGGCGUCAGAAAGUGAAGAUUUUCUGAGUAAAGUGUUGAAAACGGAAAACCGAGCUUGUAGUUUCAGCGGCGGUUUUGUGAUUUCGAGCGACGCGUUGAGGAUGGACCGUCACAGUCUGGGAUUCGCCGCAGAGUCUCGUCCGCUCACGACGAUUCUACAGGCGGAAGUUUCAACCGAAGCCUUUAGAAAAGAUUUAACGUCGACUUUAAACCAAACUGUGAAUAAAACCGUGAACGACGCGGAAACGACGACGACGACGACGAGAGACGCACAGAGACGAGACGAAGGACGAACCACAAGAGACGUUCUGAAGCAGCAGAGGUUGGCUCAUGUGACUCUGAGGGAGCUUCCUGAUUGGCUGGUUGUAAAGGCGCCGCGGCGUCCUGCAGACGUGAUGGACGCCGCUCAGAGAGGUUGGAGGUGGUACUACCGCCGCUACAUCGACGUGAAAAGGGGCGGAGUCGGGGGCGUGGCCAUGCUGCUCGCCGGAUACUGCGUCCUGAGCUACGUGUGGAACUUCCCCCGUCUGAGUGAGACUCACAACGUUUAUGAUCUGAGUUUAGUGUGGAAAUGUCCCACAGUGUGGCUUUAAUCUUUAAUCUCUUUUUAUUAGUCAAAAACACUUUGAUAAAUGUUCAGUGACAGUGAGAGGACUCGCCUCUCCACAGAGCUCACCUGGAACUUGACCUGCUGGUGUCACUGUUCCACCAUAGACACACAUGUAGAACCCCCCAGUGUGAUGUUGAAGUAUCAAGAAUCAUUUUAAGUGUGUUUAGUUUAGUUUGUGUUUUGCAGAGCGAGAACGAUGGAGGAAGUUCCACUGAAGAAGAAAAGAUCCUGAAGAAACGAGAAACGAGACAAAGAUCCUCAGAGUGAAGCCUGGAGCCUGGAGCCUGGAGCCUGGAGCCUGGAGCCUGGAGUUUUAACUCUGCUCCAGUGUUGAUCAGAUGUUCCACAGCAGCUGUUUUCAACAGUGUUUUCCUGAAAACACAAGUGUGUCUUUAUCCAUGUUCCUCUGCAGUGUCGUCCUCAGAUCUUCUGCAGUUUGUUUUGUUUCUUUAUAUUUUCUUGGAAUCAUGAAGUUUUUAAAGUUGGACUAAACACCUGAAGGUUCAGAUGUUUGGAGGAGAAAUCUGCACAUUUAGACUUUACUCAAAAAAAGAUGAGGACAGAGGAACAUUCUGCUCAAACAUCUACAAACCACAAAAACAACAACAUGAAGUGAAACUGAAACUGACUUAAAGAAAAAACUCUGAGUGACUUUUGUGUUUCUAUUUAUUUAGUUUGUGUAAAAUGAAUGAAUAUUGAUAAAUAAUAAUGAAUUAUUUGAAGGUCUCAGAUUGUUACGAUCUUCUCUCCUGGACUUGUGUUUGAUGUGUUUUGUUUCUUUAAUGUUUUACUUAUAAUUUCCCUUUAAUGAUGUUUUAUUUUUAUUUUAUUUAUGUUACAACUUUUAUUUAAGUUCAUAUUAUUUGUGUGAAGGACUGAGUGUUCAGCUGCGGCUCAGAUGAACUAAAAUGUAAAAAAUAAAAUAAAAAGUUGAAUAUUUUUAUGUUUUUAUAUAAAUAUAUGAGAUUUGAUGCACCAAA